UUGCAUUUUCACUAAGCGCACACAAAUCUGUGGUGUCUGUGCAUGUGUCUGUGCGAGUGUACGCGCGCAUGAGUAGAGGCUAGUGCGCGCAUCUGCCUUCUUGUGUGCCUGUUUGUGUGUUUUGCGGAUGUGGGAGUAGAGCGAGGAGGGGGGUUGGUGGCUGUUGAUGUGCAAAUGUGCAUCAUGUUGAAGGGCUGUGAAUGGGGAGGUGUGACGUAAAAAGGGACCCGAACGCAGGUGCUUAUCUCGAGGCUGUCAAAGGCACAGUAUGUCAUAUUCCUGGGGACUACCUUUCAAAGCCACAGCACCAGCACAGCUAUCAAGAGACUGGGAGAAAAUCAAACUUUUUGGAUCACAGCACUAGAUAAUGAAUUACAUGAUCACCUCCUGAGAGAUAACAAGUGUGAAAGCGUCAACCAGGGGGGACAGUGCGGAUCUGGCAUCUUAUCCUACAGAGUGCUCGGAAAACUACAAUCAAAGAUGGAUUCUGAAGGCGAGGAGCAAACCCUGAACACAUGUAACAGUAGCACAGGGCUGAACGACUGCAUCCCUGAGACUCAAAGCCCAUAUGGGUCCAUGGCGAGGAAGAGGAGUGCUCAGGAAGGGGUGCAGGGCGCCCCCGUCAACAAGAGAAAGUCCCUGCUGAUGAAGCCCCGCCACUACAGCCCCAGCGAGGCAUGUGAAGAGGAGAGCGAGGACCUGGCACCGCCACAGGACAAAGAAGAGCUGAGGAACAUUGACACUCCAGCAGAUGGAAACUUAAGUGCAAUCAAUGGAGUUGCCAACAAAAAUGGCUGCUACGAUGUGGCAGCAAAGUCAAGUGAUUCUCUCGGAUGGUCAGAAGUUACGUCCGAUGGCUCUCCACAGUGUGAGUUGGACACAUCUGAACGUUUGAUGGAUGAAGAUGAUGAAGAGCUCCUUAAUAACGAAGAAAACCACCAAAGUCAAGACAGGAUGAGUGGUACAUCAUCACCACAGACUCCGUACGAAGACAUGAGGGAGGCCGAGUGGGAGCCUCUGUCCCUGUCUGCAAAGGUGAACGGCUUGGGCUGCAGUCCCUCCAGAACCUCCGAAGAGCUUUCAGGCAGGAACGGCCACAUGAAAGAAGAGCCUCACUCAGAAUUAGGUGGCCUGAUGGGUAGAGCCAGUAUUUUUCAGGCUGAGGCUCUAAGAUACAGGCCACUCCCCACAGAAGAGGACAGUGAGGGGGAGGUGGAGGCGGAGAGACCACCUCGGCUGGAUGGCUGGGCUCUGGGACUCCACGAGAGAGGCCUGGAAAUGAGCCGGGGGAGGGUGAACUUCAGCCUGUUGGAGCAGGCCAUAGCUCUGCAGACAGAGCAAAGACAGGUCCUACACCAUGCCUACAGGGAGAUGGACCGAUUCCUCAUGGAGCAGAUGACCAAUGAGAGAAGGCACCAUAGGAUGAUGGACAUGGACAGCAGACUCAACUAUCAUGGAGGAAAAGAUUCACCACGUACAGAUAAAAAGGAUAUAAAGUGUCCAACUCCUGGCUGUGAUGGCACUGGUCAUGUGACUGGCCUGUACCCACAUCACAGGAGUUUGUCUGGGUGCCCUCAUAAAGUCCGAGUUCCUCCAGAGAUCCUGGCCAUGCAUGAGAACGUCCUCAAGUGCCCUACACCCGGGUGCACAGGAAGAGGCCAUGUCAACAGCAACCGUAGCACCCACCGGAGUCUCUCAGGCUGCCCCAUCGCUGCUGCAGUGAAGGUCUCUAAACCUCAGGACGAGAGCCUGAAAUGCAGACAAACACCUGACCGCUCGCCAAGAGCCAUCGGCUUGAUAAAGAAGUUCGAGAUGAACCAGUUGAACUACAGGCUCUCUCAUCCAGUAGCAGCCUUGCAAACCAGCCUCACAAAAGACAUGGACAAGUACAGCAGAAUCCGCUUUGAUUACGCCAGCUUUGAUGCACAGGUCUUCGGCAAACAGCCUCUGAUGGGGACCAACCAGGACCAGGAAAUGCCACAUUUCCCUGAUUCACCUCAGCAGUAUCCUGGCUUCCUUGGUGGUCCAGGUGGCCGCUUGCCCACCUCUGGUCAGCACAGCCCGCCGAGUCAAUUCAAAAAAGAAGACGGUCUCCAAGCCGCAGCAGCGACCGCCGCCAUCCUUAACCUCUCCACUCGCUACCGGAAGAACAUGGAGGCCGUCGCCGGCCGGCCCUUGGCAACCUCCACAAAGGACAUGCUCAUAGAGGUGGAUGAAAAUGGCACCCUGGACUUGAGUAUGAAGAAGUGUAAGGAAAAUGUAAAAGCCCAGACAAAAACACCUUUGGACGACCCGGUGUCCCCUUCCGAGUCCACUAUGGCCAAAGGCGGGAGUGUGCUCAUCAGCCCCGCCUUCUACCAGCCGCUGUGUGAGAGAGACAGCUGGGAGAGCCCUGUCCCUGUCAACUUCAGCAAAGCACAUGUUUUACAGGACACAGAGGAGGAUUAUGAUCAUGUCUCCUUGGAGGACCAACACUAUCAAGGAGAUGGCAGCAUGUUGAGUCCCAAAGCAAAGCUGCUAUUACGAGAUUCAAAGAAAGAGCUCUUGAGCUGUCCGACCCCGGGCUGUGACGGCAGUGGCCAUGUGACGGGGAAUUAUGCAUCACAUCGGAGUGUGUCUGGAUGUCCCCUGGCUGACAAAACACUCAAAUCACUGAUGGCAGCCAACUCUCAGGAACUAAAGUGCCCAACACCUGGUUGUGAUGGAUCUGGACACGUGACUGGGAACUAUGCUUCGCACAGAAGCUUGUCAGGAUGUCCACGUGCCAGAAAGGGAGGUUUGAAGCUCACACCAAACAAGGAUGACAAAGAUGAGCAAGAGCUUAAGUGUCCAGUAAUUGGAUGUGACGGACAGGGCCAUAUAUCGGGAAAAUACACAUCCCAUCGCAGUGCAGGCAGUUGUCCACUUGCUGCCAAAAGACAGAAGGAGUCGUCCAUCAAUGGGCUGCCCUUUGCCUGGAAGGCCAAUAAACAGGAACUGCCCCAUUGUCCCUUGCCUGGCUGCAAUGGCCUUGGACAUGCCAAUAAUGUGUUUGCCACUCACAGAAGCUUGUCGGGUUGCCCACUGAACGCACAGAGUAUCAAGAAAAAGCCCUCAGAAGAAGAGAUGAUGACUAUCAAACUGAAAACCAGCAGUGGUGUUGAAAACAAAGAAGACAUUCAACAUCUGGAUCAUGAAAUUAAGGAACUGAAUGAAUCCAACAUGAAAAUAGAAGCAGAUAUGAUGCAACUUCAAACCCAGCAGAUAUCGUCUAUGGAAUGUAACCUGAAGACAAUUGAAGAGGAGAACAAGAUGAUUGAACAGCACAACGACAGCCUUCUGAAGGAGCUCGCCCGCCUUAGCCAAGCUCUCAUUAACAGUCUAACUGACAUUCAGCUGCCUCAAAUGGGACCCAUCAGUGAGCAUAAUUUUGAAGCCUAUGUGAACACAUUAACUGAUAUGUACAACAACUCGGAGCAUGAAUACUCUCCAGAGUGCAAGGCCCUCUUGGAUAAUAUCAAACAGGCUAUUAAGGGCAUCCAUGUUUAAGCUGUAGAGCUACCAAGAGGUUUCUUUGACUUGGGAUAAUGGCACUAGAUAGCUCUAUUUUACUGAAGAGUGCUGGCUUGGCUGCAUGUAUAAGACAAGGCUUUUGGAAAUGUGUUUGACAUUUCCCGGUAAAUACACUGCACUGAGAAAAUUACCAGCCAGAUUUGUAAUGCUUUUAUUGUUUCUGCAUUCACUUGAUAUGUUUAUCCUGGUGAGAUUUUUACCCCUCUUGCACUUAAUUAUUUUGUAUGGUUUGCUUGAUUUCAAUCUGUAUGUGUUCAUGUCAUUCUUAUAUUAUCGCUAUUUAUUAUUAUAUUUGUUCAUCAGUGUAUUUAUUUCCUUGAUUUUUAUUUAUUUCUAUAAUUGUAAAUGCUUAAUAUUUGAGAAAUCUGUUUGACUUUCUGCACAUUGUAAAUUACAUAGAAGCACAUUCCAAUUUCAUGGCAUACUUUCGCCAUCUAGUGUUGAAAAACGUAUAUUAUUAUUAGACCAUAAGUUGGAUCUCCCUUCAAAGUAAAAACCUACCAAAACGACUAAGCAUCGAUAUUUUUAAGCAUUGCUUUUGCUUUGUUUAUUGGAAACUGAAUGUAUGGUAAGACAAAGUGAACACAGAGAUCAAAAAAAUGCAAUGCAACUGUACUGUACCUUUUUCUUCUUAACCAAUAACAGCUGAAUGCAACCAGGAAGUGACACUGAGCAAAAAUGCAACAUCAUUCAGUGAACUGAAUGUCAGAUUCUGCUUUGCAUAGCGUGCCACAAGAAGAGUGCAACAAAAAUCAAAAAUCCACUUUGUCAAGAUGUCUUUUUUUUAAAUAUAGAUAUUAAACUGCCUUCUGUGCACACACUUUGGAGUGUGCAUAUAGUAUGUGCCUAAAUGUAUAUGAAUCCAUAAAAAUAUACGAGUACUAUGUUUUGUGGUAGGACAGUAUUAUGUGGAUGGUGUCUAAUUUAUUAUACAGUACAAUUAUUUUCAUAGGAGGAAACGUUCCUGAUGACUGUUUAAAUACCGUUGUCUCAGUAGCUGUAAUCUCAGAGUCAGGUUUUGAAAUAUCACGACUGAGAUUGAAGUCUGGUGUUUAUUUUAACUUUUGCUAGCAUGGAGAAGGGGAAAAAAGGAAGGAGUGAAUUAAAAAAAAAGCAAACAUCUCCUCCUGUUUUAUCUUAAACUGCUUACAAGCCUUAACAUUUCAACUAGUCUUACAGUUUGAAUAUUCUUGUAACGCUUGGGGCAGAUUUGAAUAGUAGCUAUUUCAAAACCGAGCUGACUACCACUACAACUCAUAUUUCAGUUUCAAUCAUUAAAUGCAAAAAAAAAAGGAAAAAAACAACAAAAUGAAAACAUAGACAAAUGAUAGUUGUUGGCUAAUCAGUUGUUUGUUUGCAUCAAUUGCACUUUUGUAUUUUGAAUUAUUUUGUAUUUUUAGUUCACCACACUGCCCUUGACUUCAAAAAAAGGGGGAAAUGGGACACUGUAGUCGUAUCAACGUACUACACACGUCUCAAUUUUAAGUUAAUCCCAAGAGCAAAAUGACACAGUAAUUCAUUUGAGCAAUACAUUUUUAAUUUCUGCAAAGAAAAGUCAAAGACAUGUAGCCUAGGACCUUUCGAAGAAACAAAAAAUUUAACAGCAAAAGAGCCAAAUUACAGAAAAAUGAGACCCUAUUUAAUCCAAAUACUUCUUAAUCUUUUAAAAAAUUUGAAUCACAUUCUUUAAACCUAACAAUCCUUUAUUUAUAAUUUAUUAUAUUUAAUUCCUAUACCACACAUUGUUUGCUCAGGAAGUUUUGUGAAUAAUAUUUAUUUUUUCCCUGUUAGUAUUUGAUGUUUUGUAUUGUGAAAUGCUUUUUUGUGGAACGAUAUUAGUAUGAUAUGAAAUUGUAUUGUAUUUUCUUUUCUUUUACAUUAAAAUGUAAUGCUUUUUUCAGUUGAAGUAGUUUGUAAAUUGAAACUUCCUAUUACUUUUACUAUUUCAUAAUAAACAGAUAUGCGCUGUGUUGUACAGUUUGUGUAUGGUAGAAAUAAACUUUUCAAAUGGU
Molecule: messenger RNA, 5564 nt
Organism: Dicentrarchus labrax (European seabass)
Lineage: Eukaryota; Metazoa; Chordata; Actinopteri; Moronidae
Gene: st18
Product: ST18 C2H2C-type zinc finger transcription factor
Exons: 22
Coding region: 481-3528 (1015 amino acids)
Biological process (GO): regulation of transcription by RNA polymerase II
Cellular component (GO): nucleus
Molecular function (GO): DNA-binding transcription factor activity, RNA polymerase II-specific; zinc ion binding; RNA polymerase II cis-regulatory region sequence-specific DNA binding
Source: RefSeq, a predicted model, not a curated record